AUAAAAAAAAACAAUUAAGUUAUGAAAAACAAUAUUAAUUGCCUUUCUUUGUCGCCGCUGCAGAUAAAGAAAUGGCGGAUAUAUAGACACGAAUCACCGGAGAAGCGGUUUCAUGGAUAAAAACAGAAUGAGCUGAUAGUUCCAGUGGUCUUUCAGAAGAGAGAGGCUGACCGGAAGAUGCCAAGAAGAAAACAACAGAAUCCUCAACCUGUCAAGUUGGAUUCUGAAGAUGGUGUAUUAACCAUUGGCUCUCCAGGAAGCCUGACCUUGAAGGCAGAUUUCCUUCUGGGACACGACCUUGAGUUUGGUGACCCCGGCCAUGACAAGAUCCUAGGCUUGGACGACAAGUACUCAGACUCUGUAGCGGCUGAGAUCGGCUUCUCUGUGUACCCUCUGGGGGAUGAGGAAGAGAGUUGUGCCUUCAGCCGUCUCAGUAUGGAGAGUGACGCAGAUGAGCCCCACACCGCCACCGAGAGCUGCAGGGACCAGGAGGAUGGUCCAACCUCCCAGCCCGACCUCGAGCCACCCUUCCCCCCCUACCUGUCCUGCCGGGGCUGUGGUCUGGAUCUGGUGGGACCCUACUGCCACCGUUGCUGCAAGGGAGGAGGAGGAGGGGGGGGAUUCAGCGGCGCGUUCGGUGGCUUUCGCUCCGGUUCGCGGUCACAAGCGGACGACAGCGAGGAAGGAGGGGACGUAACGGACGACAACUCCAUAAUGGGUGACGACGGUCCCAACUCCAAGCUCCACUCCUGCCAGUUGUGUGGGUUCUCCUCACGCUAUGCCAAUCACGUCAAGAGGCACAUGAAGACUCACAACGGGGAGAAGCCGUACCACUGUCCCCUGUGUACCUACGCCUCGGCCCAGCUGGUCAACCUGCAGAGACACCUGAGGAUUCACACUGGGGAGAAACCAUACAGGUGUGACUGCUGCUCCUUCGCCUGCAGUUCCCUAGGCAACCUGAAGAGGCAUCAGAGGAUGCAUGUGGCUGCAGGGGCGGGACAGGAAGCAGAGAGACCUGCCUGCGGAUCUCCUAUUGAUCCCUCUACUGUUGGUCCUCCUGCUAAUGGCCCUCCUGCUGUUGGUCCUCCUGCUAGUGGACAUGGUCUUAAGAGGAAGGAGGAGCCCAGUGCUUCAGCUGAAGAAGUGGCGAGGUCUGAUCUAGACCUCCACAACAGAGACUACCUGCCACGCUACAGCAGACUAAGGUUACAACCACCACUGGAGCAACAGCCCCCAAGACUUCUGGAGGGGCCUGGACUUGGGGCUGGGACUUUAGGAAGGUGUUUGACUGGGUCUAGGUCUGGAGUCAGACCUGUGGUGGGAGUGAAGUCAGAGGAGACACACAGAGACUCUCUCCUUCCUCUGCUCUUCCCCUUUACCUGUCGUCUCUGUGGUACCCCCCUGGAGGACGAGGACGGUUCCACUGCACAGAUCUGUGCCAAAUGCACCCUGGACAUGCUGACCAAGGAGUCAUCUGGCCCCAACAGCCCCGGAGAGCGUGGGGACAAGGUCUACACCUGCAGUGCCUGUCCCUUCCUCACCCACUACCCCAACCACCUGGCGCGACACAUGAAGACGCACAGCGGAGAGAAGCCGUACAAGUGCCCUCAGUGCGACUACGCCUCCGCCCACUUCGACAACCUGAAACGCCAUCACCGCGUGCACACGGGCGAGAAGCCGUACAAGUGCCACCUGUGUGACUACGCCUGUGGGAACCUGGCUAACUUAAAACGUCACCAGCGGGUCCACUCGGGCGCCAAACCGUUCCAGUGCGCAGUGUGUAGCUACAGCUGUAACCAGAGUAUGAAUCUGAAGAGACACAUGCUGAGACACACGGGAGAGAAGCCUUAUAAGUGCCAGCAGUGUGGCUACACCACGGGACACUGGGACAACUACAAACGACACCAGAAGAAACAUGGCCUCGCCACCGACGGAUGGGUCAAAGUUCAGAUGUCCGGCGGGGGUGAGGAAGAGGGGGGUGAGGAAGAGGAUGAGGAAGAAAGGGUGGCGGGACAGCCGCAGAGGAAAGAGGAAGAGGCGGUGAUGCAGUAUAUGUCCAGAUAGGAGAGGAACAGAGCUGUACCACAGAACAUGGGAAAUGACAGCUUAAACUACCAGCAAAAUCCUAGAUGUUUUUGUCAAUGAUUUCUCUGCAGCUGCUAUGUAGAAUCAUGCACAAUUCUAGAAUCAUGCACAAUUCUAGAAUCAUGCACAAUUCUAGAACAUGGUGAUUAUUAGUGGAAAUGUUUGAUGCCUUUUGGACAGAAAGUAAAGGAGGGUGAAGGAAGGUUGCUGCUGUGUUGCCAGAUGAAUGGACUGGGAUGAGGGUUCUACUUUAACGUCCGCAACUAAAUGCUGCCUGCAUUGUUCACCAUAUGCUGUUUCUCCCCCA
Molecule: messenger RNA, 2392 nt
Organism: Oncorhynchus nerka (sockeye salmon)
Lineage: Eukaryota; Metazoa; Chordata; Actinopteri; Salmoniformes; Salmonidae
Product: zinc finger protein 513-like
Biological process (GO): regulation of transcription by RNA polymerase II
Molecular function (GO): RNA polymerase II cis-regulatory region sequence-specific DNA binding; DNA-binding transcription factor activity
Source: RefSeq, a predicted model, not a curated record